GAAAGCGGGACCCUCCUUAUCUACAAAAGCACAAGAUUGAUUUCCGAUGUGGCGCCCUUAUCCAGCAUUCUGAUUUGUGAGUGAUAGAGAGGGGGCAAUACAACUACACAAAAAUCUGAAACUAUACCGCUCUCUCCAUCCCACAAACCCAGAUUCCAAAAAAUGGCUUCAAUUGCUCCUCUUCAGGCUCUCACUUCUGCCAGGAUUUCAGCAACACAAUCAACUGGGAACCCAUCUCUGUCCAGAUUCUGCUCUGCAUCGACGUUAACGGGUGCGAAGGUUUCGCCUCGGAAAACGAGGGAGAGGAAGACCAAGAACGGACCUUUGACGGUAGUCUCUGCCGUUGGAGACGUAUCAUCUGCGGGAACCACGUAUCUGAUUGCCGGUGCGAUAGCUGUGGCGCUCGUCGGAACCGCCUUCCCUAUUCUCUUCUCCCGCAAGGACGUGUGUCCUGAAUGCGAUGGUGCGGGUUUCGUUAGGCAAUCUGAGAGAACCCUAAGAGCGAAUGCGGCUCGGAAAGACCAGACGCAGAUUGUGUGUGCUCGUUGCAGUGGCCUUGGCAAGCUCAGCCAAAUUGACAAAUAGACUAACUACUAUUUCUUGAUAAAUGAAAUGAAAUGUCAGCACUGUGAACCUCUUUCUUGAUGUAUCAAUUUCAAUGAUGAUAUGUUUGAUGCA
Molecule: messenger RNA, 678 nt
Organism: Rhododendron vialii
Lineage: Eukaryota; Viridiplantae; Streptophyta; Magnoliopsida; Ericales; Ericaceae
Exons: 2
Coding region: 163-585 (140 amino acids)
Cellular component (GO): chloroplast thylakoid membrane
Source: RefSeq, a predicted model, not a curated record